AUGGACACACUGGCGUCAACGCAGCUCCCGCAACCCGGGACGCGGGCCAUUGCCUUUGUAGGCGGCGCUGAGUCCAUCAUGCAAUGCGCUCUGUCCGUCCGCGAUGAUGAGACAUAUGCGCUGCUUGAGGGCGACAAGGCGCUGCGGGCCAAGGUUCACUCGGGUAUGGUGGCGUACAUGCGGUUCACGCUGCGGCGGCUGAGUAGCGACGUUGCUGAGCCCAACCUGGGCAUCACGUGGCAGGCUGUGGAGCCGGGGCUGGUUGGCGGCGUCAUCGCCAUCCAUGUCGAGUACAAGCGGGCAAAGCUUCUCCCGCGCCUGGCUUGGCGGAAGGUGCGAUCCUCGGGGCAGCCGAUGCCAGGUGCCGACUUCAAGUUCCGGGCAACGCUGGCGGCGGUGCCCACCACAGCCCGGCCGCGGCUUGUUGUCAACCCGGCGGUGGCGUCCAAGGAGAACGCAGCGCCAACGCCAGGCUCCAAGCGGAAGCGGGAGGACGAGGCCGACUCGGAUCUGGAUCAGGGGGACGGAGGCCGGCCAUCCAAACGCCCGGGCCGGGACUCGCGCUCAAAGGCCAAGACAUCCUCAUCCAACAAAAAGACGGUGAGCAAGAAGAAGUCGGUGAGCAAGAAGAAGUCGGUGAGCAAGAAGAAGUCGACGGCAAAGAAGUCGACGGCAAAGAAGAAGUCGACGGCAAAGAAGAAGUCGACGGCCAAGAAAAAGUCGGUGAGCAAGAAGGCGGCCAAGGGCGACGACGGGAGCAGUGGUGUUGCUGAUGAUGCCACCGAGGCAGGAGCAUCGGCGCAGCGUCGCUUGUUGCGGCCGUCGAGAUCGGCGUCGCGCAAAGUCAGGGAGAUGGAAGCAAUCUUGAGCAACGACAACGGCGCCGCGAGCGAUGACUCGGAGACAGAGUUUCUCACUCGCAAGCGCACGGCGGGAAAGAGCAAGAAGAAGCCUGCAGCAAAACCGUCGCGGACAUCAGGCACGAAGCCGUCACGGACUUCGGCCUCGUAG
Molecule: messenger RNA, 1011 nt
Organism: Thecamonas trahens ATCC 50062
Lineage: Eukaryota; Apusomonadida; Apusomonadidae
Exons: 2
Coding region: 1-1011 (336 amino acids)
Source: RefSeq, a predicted model, not a curated record